This is a messenger RNA of Mugil cephalus (flathead mullet), 1783 nucleotides long. RefSeq names its product ufm1-specific peptidase 2 (gene ufsp2). The transcript is spliced from 12 exons. Bases 140 to 1549 code for a protein of 469 amino acids. Lineage: Eukaryota; Metazoa; Chordata; Actinopteri; Mugiliformes; Mugilidae. The record is from RefSeq and is a predicted model, not a curated record.
UGGAGCCAGUGUGGUCCAAUAGAAUCCACCAGCCAGAGACACGUUGAACAUUAUUUCCUUAGCAAACAUGUCAGCCUCCAGUCCGUAGAAGAACUACAAAUAAAUUAAGAGAUCUAACGUUAAUAGAUUAAAGUUCACGAUGGUCGUUGUUGAGUCCGACACUACUAUCCUCCUUCGUGUCAAAGGGCCGCUGGAGUUUAAGUGUCAGCUGGAUCUUACAGAUGCACUUCUUAGGCAAAAGGUAAUCUCGGCAACAUUCGAGGCCCUUCGCUCCCAGGUGAAAUCUGACUCAUGUGUCCUCGCUGUCUGCAACAGUCCUGUUAUUAUUUGGCCAAACAAAAGAAUUUUUGCCACACCUCAAGAAAUAACUCCAGACACACUGUGCGAGGAUGUACAUCAGUGGAUACAGACAGAUGAACAAGAAACUUCUGGCAAGAGAUCUGCAAAAAAGAAAAGCAAAAAAAGUUUGUCAAUGAGCGUCGUAAACCUUCGGCUGAUGACGGAGGUGUCAAAACCUGGUCCUCUAUCUGCACCAGUCCUCAGCAAAACCGUGCAGAAAUCUCACUUCCUGUCUACAGCUCUUCCCAUGGACUGCGUUGUACGCGCCAGCUGCACCGACACAAUCAAAGAUGGCUGUGAGCGACUGUUAGAGGCGCUUACUCAUCAGUUGUGUGAGAUGGAGAAAGUGAUGCUGCAGCACAUUAGUGGGACAACGCUGCUUGUCCCUGAACCGCUCCACUUCCUGCUUCCAGAGCCAAAAGGACUGGUGACCGUGGUUUAUCCAGCGGGAGUGCCUGACAACCAACUAGAGACACAACGCAAGGAUCUGCAUCAGCAGUUUGAGCUGCCAGAUGACAGGCCAUACUUUAGAAGAGCCAAUACCUUCCACUUUCCUAAUGAGCCCUACAGAGACGGUUAUCUCAGAAACCCUCAUGUGACUCUUACACAUCCUUCGCUGGAUAAUGGAAAGGUUUACAUGGUCCAAGGUAUCUACAGUUACCAUCACUACAUGCAGGAUCGGGUAGAUGACAAUGGCUGGGGCUGUGCUUAUCGCUCCCUGCAGACCAUCUGCUCGUGGUUCCAGCAGCAAGGUUACGUUGAGCGGUCGGUUCCUACUCACAAGGAGAUCCAGCAGGCUUUGGUGGAUGUCGGAGACAAGCAGACAUCCUUUGUGGGCUCGCGCCAGUGGAUCGGAUCCAUUGAGGUUCAGGCUGUUCUGAACCAGCUGCUUGGGGUGACUUCCAAGAUCAUGUUUGUGAGUCAGGGAUCUGAGUUGGCAUCUAAAGGCAGAGAACUGGCCAACCACUUCCUUACUGAAGGAACUCCCAUCAUGAUUGGAGGGGGAGUGUUGGCUCACACUAUCCUGGGAGUGGCAUGGAGUGAGACCACGGGGGAGAUCCGCUAUCUCAUCCUAGAUCCUCAUUACACAGGAGCAGAGGACUUACAGGUUAUCACAGACAAGGGCUGGUGUGGCUGGAAAGGACCUGACUUUUGGGAUCAAACUGCAUAUUAUAAUCUGUGUCUGCCUCAGAGGCCGAAGAUCAUCUGAGCUCCCACAGCUUUUCAGGUGGACCUUGUGUGGUUUUGGUGAAAAACUACGUUCAAACAAACAUUCAAAACUAAGAAGUACUUUUAUGGAAGACUUUGGAAAUUUAAGGAAUUUAUGUCAAAUACUAGUGAUUUACGCUCGUAGAUUUGGUUAAUUCAUACAUAAAUUACUGACAAAAAUUCCAACUGGAGAUGGAUGGAAUAUUUGUAUUAAAGAGCAAAUGACUAAACUGUA